Molecule: messenger RNA, 954 nt
Organism: Eublepharis macularius
Lineage: Eukaryota; Metazoa; Chordata; Lepidosauria; Squamata; Eublepharidae
Product: olfactory receptor 14I1-like
Exons: 1
Coding region: 10-954 (314 amino acids)
Biological process (GO): G protein-coupled receptor signaling pathway
Cellular component (GO): membrane
Molecular function (GO): odorant binding; G protein-coupled receptor activity; olfactory receptor activity
Source: RefSeq, a predicted model, not a curated record
AUAGGUAGAAUGAAAGGCAACACCAGGAACGAAAUGUCCAAUCUCACUUUCCAGUCUGAAUUUUUGUUGCUGGAAUUUUCAGAGGUCUGGGAACUGCAGUUCUUACAAUUCCUUGCAUUCCUAAUACUGUACUUGGCUACCGUGACUGGAAAUCUUCUCAUCAUUGCCGCAAUAGCCCUUGACGAUCACUUGCAUACCCCCAUGUGCUUCUUCCUCAUGAAUUUGGCCACACUGGACAUCGCCUCUGUUUCUGUCAUCAUACCCAAAUCGAUAGCCAAUUCCAUUACGCACAGCAGGUCAAUCUCUUAUUCUGGAUGUGUUGCUCAAGUUUUCCUUUAUUUCUUAUUUGCGUCAACAGAUUUCGCCAUCCUGACUAUUAUGGCACGUGAUCGCUAUGUCGCUAUCUGCAACCCACUGCAAUAUGAGACAAUUAUGCACAAAGGAGCCUGCAUUCAAAUGGCAGGCAGUGCAUGGAUUAUUUGUUUUCUCUACUCUGCAAUGCAUACUGGUUGCACCUUUUCUAUGAAUUUCUGCUCUAAUGUGGUCAAUCAAUUCUUUUGUGAAAUCCCAUCGUUACUGAUUAUUUCCUGUUCAGACUUAUACCUAGUCGAAGUUGGACUUCUUGUGUUUGCUUGUAGUUUGUCAUUGGGAUGUUUCAUUUUCAUCAUUGUAACUUAUGUGCAGAUCUUCACUGCCGUGCUUAGAAUCCCUUCAGUGCAUGGUCAGAAAAAGGCCCUUUCUACUUGCAUUCCCCACCUCACUGUAGUCUUUCUGUUUGAGUCCACUGCAGUCUUAGCAUAUACAAGGUCCCCAACCAAGUCUUCAUCUGUCCAAGACCUGGUCAUUGCUAUUAUAUAUUCCAUGGUUCCACCCAUAAUGAAUCCAGUGAUCUACAGCAUGAGAAACAAGAACAUCCAGGUUGCACUAUGGAAAUUGUUGGGUAGGAGUACUUGA